GCACAGAAACUAAUAAUUGUAUUAGGUCUAUAAUAAUAUUAUGAUAUUUCACUUUCAACUAUUAUUUCCUGGUAAUUCGCCAACAAGGGAUUUUGAAACGUCAAGUUCUUUAAAAGUAAACUGCGGCGACGAACAUUGUAUUGUUCCAGUGUAUUAUAACCUGAAUGAAAAACUAGUGGAACUCGGAGUGAAAACUGAUAAACAUGAGUGAAAUUGUUGAAAUGAAGAGUGAGGAGUCUGGGAGUGGUGAAGCGAGUACAGACUACGGCUCCAUAAACAUAAGUCCACAGAAUCUUAAACGCAGAAUAAAGCACUCCCGUUCGUCGAGACUUCGCUGGUUGCCAUUAUUGAUGGGUAUCUUCUUGUUUCUUUCGAUGGUAAUACCGUAUGGGAUAGCUGUUAAACUGGGACAUGUCGAUCCAAUAUUCCCCUACAUAAGUGACGAUGGAACGACGCCCCCCGAGAGUUGUAUUUUCAGUCAACUCAUGAACCUGGCUGGGUUUUUUGCUUUUACCUCAGUUUAUGUUCGUUACAAGCAAGUUAACGAAGACUACCGUCAAGAUGUUCCAGGGAUAGUCUUAAAGUGGAAUGACGCUGCAGUUGUCUUCGGCUGCCUGGCAGCUCUUGGGAUGAGCCUAGCAGCAAACUUCCAGAAACCCAACAUAAACUCGGUACACCUGAUAGGCGGGGCUCUAUGCUUCGGUGGAGGGUCCAUUUAUGGAUUCACCCAGAGUUGGAUUUCUUACAAAUUGUCGCCUCAGUACUGCUCACUACUUACGUGUCGUCUGCGGUUGUGGGCCUCCAUCUUUACUGCAGUCUUCAUCAUCACAAACUUGGUGUUUGAUGAAUUGUCUCACCUAGAACGGCUUCCAGAACAUGUGGGGUUUGCGUUCCACAUCAUCAGCACGACCUCGGAGUGGGCCAACGCAAUCGCCUUUAUCUUCUUCUUCAUCACAUUCUAUCGAGAGUUCGGGACGAUCGGGGUCACACAGGGUCAAAGGUUAUUAUUGGAUUAUGACGUCAUCUAGCGUCCUGCCUUUUUUUGGAAAAGGGAAGGAGAAGGCUUUUGUUUAGCCUGAACAUCUGACGUCACACUUCGAGGCUCGUGAUAAUUAUGCAAGGGAUUCAAUUCCCGUCUAUAAUCACCUUUGCAGACGACCGAAAGUACAGUGUAGCUACCAACCACGUGACUUUGGACCAA
This is a messenger RNA of Asterias rubens (European starfish), 1201 nucleotides long. RefSeq names its product DNA damage-regulated autophagy modulator protein 1-like. Bases 204 to 1028 code for a protein of 274 amino acids. The record is from RefSeq and is a predicted model, not a curated record. NCBI's taxonomy places the organism in Eukaryota, Metazoa, Echinodermata, Asteroidea, Forcipulatida, Asteriidae. The transcript has 8 exons.